Molecule: messenger RNA, 2933 nt
Organism: Toxotes jaculatrix (banded archerfish)
Lineage: Eukaryota; Metazoa; Chordata; Actinopteri; Toxotidae
Gene: lpl2a
Product: lipoprotein lipase
Exons: 10
Coding region: 113-1648 (511 amino acids)
Biological process (GO): lipid metabolic process
Molecular function (GO): apolipoprotein binding; lipoprotein lipase activity
Source: RefSeq, a predicted model, not a curated record
ACCGGAUUAUUCUUAGAGGGAAUAUAUUAUACACUCUUCUCCUGCGGUAUCUGAUCGAUUUAGUUUACAGUUAAAGGUAUAUUUUUUCUAACAGGAAUAAACUGUAAAAGAAAUGAAAGCGUGGCGAGUUCGGUUUCUGUACUUUCUGGUGUUGAAUGCAGCUGUGCAGUAUGUGACGUCCCUGGAAGAGGAGCUCGUCGAUUCUAUUUUUGGUAACUUCCUCGACCCUCUGAAUGACUUGUUUGUCCACAAAGAUGACAGGAAUCAGACUGUUGCCAAAUUUUCCCUCCGAAAACCAUCCCAUCCCGAUGAUGACCUCUGCUACAUCGUUCCUGGUAAACCAGACUCCCUGGCAGCCUGCACCUUCAACAGCACCUCCAAAACCUUCCUAGUAAUCCAUGGAUGGACGUUGAGUGGUAUGUUUGAAAGCUGGGUGGCAAAGCUGGUGUCAGCUCUGUAUGAGAGAGAACAGACGGCUAACGUUAUCGUGGUGGACUGGCUCACCUCGGCCCAGAACCACUAUGUGGUUGCAGCUCAGAACACCAAAGCAGUGGGGCAGGAGAUUGCUCGCUUCAUCGACUGGAUCGAGGAAACCACCAACAUGCCUCUUGAGAACAUCCACCUGAUUGGCUACAGCCUCGGGGCGCACGUGGCAGGAUUUGCUGGAAGCCAUGCGACCAAUAAAGUUGGAAGAAUAACUGGUCUGGAUCCAGCCGGUCCUGACUUUGAGGGGGAGCAUGCCCACAGGCGCCUCUCCCCAGAUGACGCUUACUUUGUGGACGUCCUCCACACCUUCACACGGGGAUCCCUGGGUCUCAGCAUUGGGAUCCAGCAGCCUGUUGGUCAUGUGGACAUUUACCCCAAUGGAGGCAGCUUCCAACCCGGCUGCAAUCUCAGGGGGGCCCUGGAGAAGAUUGCUAACUUUGGGUUAUUUGCUAUCACUGAUGCAGUCAAAUGUGAACACGAGCGCUCGGUCCACCUGUUCAUCGACUCACUGCUCAACGAGCAGGAAGCGGCCAAGGCCUACAGAUGCGGCAGCAACGACAUGUUCAAUCGUGGCAUGUGUCUCAGCUGCCGCAAAAGCCGCUGCAACACUGUGGGCUACGACAUCAGCAAGGUGCGCAAGGCGCGCAAUGUCCAGAUGUACACCAAAACUCGAGCCUCCAUGCCUUUCAGAGUUUACCACUUUCAGCUGAAGAUCCACUUCUCCAGUAAGGUGAACCGUUCAGAGAUGGAGCCCACGAUCACUGUCUCGCUGUACGGAACAAAAGGAGAGGCCGAAAACCUGGAGCUUAAACUAAAGGAGAAGAUAGCGACAAAUAAGACACAUUCAUUCCUGCUGGUGACAGAGAAGGACAUCGGUGACCUGCUGAUGCUGAAGUUUAAAUGGGAGGACACAAACGGCUGGACGGCCUCUAACAUGUUGAAGAUGGUUUCCUCUUGGUGGUCCGGUGACUCAGACAGCGCUAACAUGGAGGUUCACAAAAUCCGCGUCCGAGCUGGCGAGACCCAGCAAAAGAUGGUGUUCUGUGUAAAAGACCCUGACACUCAGAGCUUAACACAGGAGGUCACGUUUGUUAAAUGUAAGGAUGCUUGGAGAACAAACCCCAAACGAACUCCAAAAAGAGUAACUCUGGAGAACCACUGACUUUGAAGAAAAGACCCAACUGUUGAAAGCCCUCUGGUCCAUUUCAGCACUUAAAUAAAGUAAAUAAUUUAUAACUUAUUUCUCACAUCAUACAAAACCCUCACCGCUUUGUGUACAUCCACAGAGGUUUGUUUAUUUAAAACAUUGUGUAUGUAAAUUACUGUGUAAUAUUUUGUAAAAAAAAAAAAAAGUUGUUUUUAUGACACAUAACUAUAACAUCAUUGUUGUAAAUGCCGUUGUCUUUGGUAGAGAUGGAUACUAUUCAAAGUCAUUUCAGACUCUCACAUGCUGAGAGGCCUGAUGAUUGGAUAUGCCUUAAUAGUUCUGGAGGUACAAUGUCCUAUUGUGUAAAAUACCUCAAGUUAAAUUUCAUAUUUAUUGCAAGUACUGUGAAGAAUAAUGUCCUGCGGAUUGUUUCCACUUCUCACAAAGAGGGGAAAAUAAGGUUAAAGGCGGAUUUCUUAAGAUGUUUUAUGCAAUAAGGUACAGUUUAUUUACCUUUAUAUAUUAUCCGACUAAUGCGAACAGAGCAUUCACCACUGUGGCUCUCAGCACUAUAUGUGACUGCGGGACCUGAAUCAGUGUGCCUUACUGUAAACGGUGGCUACAAGUGAGCUGUUGCAAAGUGAAAUCGGCUUAACUUAGCGCUUUGUUGCUGUUUUUUUUUCUACACCUGAGUUUUACUGUUUUGAGUUUUGCUUUCACAGCAUUUUAACUGCUACACCUCUGCAAGAUGACAUGUUACUCUAAAGCUGUUACCUCAAAGAAGCGUGUGGCGAUUUGUCUGCCAUUUUUCUGUUAAUGUGUCAAAACUUUACGAGGAGCGUGGUGCUCAGUGUGAGGUAGAAGGCACAGUUAAUCUCAGUGUUGUCACUUUGUUGUGCUGUCCUUGUUUCUUCCGUACUUGAGAUUUCUCAAAUGUUGACUCUUAUUCACAGAAACAUUUCCAGUCCUACGAGCACUAUCUAAACCUUGGCUCUUUAGAGAUCGGUACUGUAAUCAUUGUGACUUCAUCUCAGCCUACUUUAAAAAAGAGGAAAUGUUUCACUUUUGCACUGUAAACAGGAGAUGACAUUGCUAAACCACGUUACUUGUACAGUAAAUUUUAUGUAAAUACCAUAACACUGAUAAUAGUUUUUGUAGAAUGCAGCACUGCUAGUCAUAUAUUUUUUACCUCUGAAUGAACUUAAUCUGUAAAAUAUGCAUUUCUAUGAUCUGUUGUACAUAUUUGUAAAUAUUCACUGUGCUGUAUAAAUUCUUUAAUAAACCAAAACUGCCACCUUCA